Molecule: messenger RNA, 3280 nt
Organism: Balaenoptera musculus (blue whale)
Lineage: Eukaryota; Metazoa; Chordata; Mammalia; Artiodactyla; Balaenopteridae
Gene: JAM3
Product: junctional adhesion molecule 3
Exons: 9
Coding region: 58-963 (301 amino acids)
Biological process (GO): angiogenesis; cell adhesion
Molecular function (GO): protein homodimerization activity; protein heterodimerization activity
Source: RefSeq, a predicted model, not a curated record
CCGCGGGCAGGGCGCCUGCGCCGGGAGCGGGCCCUCGGCCCCUCAGCUGCUCUCGACAUGGCGCUGAGGCGGCGGCCCGCGCUCGCCCUGCUGCUGCUCCUGCGGGGCUGCUUGAUAGGGGCUGUGAAUCUCAAAUCCAGCAACCGAAACCCAGUGGUACAGGAAUAUGAAAGUGUGGAACUAUCUUGUAUCAUUACGGAUUCACAGACAAAUGACCCCAGGAUUGAGUGGAAGAAAAUCCAAGAUGAACAAACCACAUAUGUGUUUUUUGACAACAAAAUUCAGGGAGACCUGGCCGGCCGUGCAGAACUGCUGGGGAAAACCUCUCUGAAGAUCUGGAACGUGACCCGGACGGACUCAGCCCUUUACCGCUGUGAGGUGGUUGCUCGGCACGACCGCAAGGAGAUUGAUGAGAUCGUCAUCGAGUUAACCGUGCAAGUGAAGCCGGUGCCCCCAGUGUGCAGGGUGCCGAGGGCUGUGCCUGUGGGCAAGGCGGCCACGCUGACCUGCCAGGAAGGCGAGGGGUACCCCCGGCCGCACUACAGCUGGUACCGCGACGACGUGCCGCUGCCCACAGAUUCCAGGGCCAACCCCCGGUUCCGAAACUCCUCUUUCCUCUUCAGCCCUGACACGGGCACCCUGGUGUUCAGCGCCAUCCACAAGGAGGACUCGGGCCAGUACUACUGCAUCGCGUCCAACGACGCGGGCUCGGCCCGCUGCGAGGAGCAGGACAUGGAAGUGUAUGACCUCAACAUCGGCGGGAUUAUUGGGGGAGUCCUGGUUGUCCUGACUGUACUGGCCCUGAUCACAGUGGGCAUCUGCUGUGCCUACAGACGUGGCUACUUCAUCAACAAUAAGCAGAACGGGGAAAGCUACAAGAACCCAGGGAAGCCGGAUGGAGUUAACUACAUCAGGACGGACGAGGAGGGUGACUUCAGACACAAGUCCUCGUUCGUGAUCUAGACGGCAGCACGGCCGCGUGCACACGUGGAUACCUCCACGGGGGACCCUGCUGGGAGCAGCCCCGCGAGGGGAGCCAGACGGGGCUGGACAUGCACACGAAAGCUUUUUGUUUUGGCCGAAGUUGACCGCUACUCCUUUCUUACUUUUUAACAAGCCACACGAAUAAAAGAGUCUUCCUCAAGAUGGGCACCGUCACAAGGCCAAAAAGUGACCGGGUUCUCAAGGCCGACCCCUUCGGGGUCUGGGUGGCCUCAGGGCAGGCGCCAAGAGCCCGGGAGGCUUGGUGAUCUGCCCCGUGGCAGGUGGUGUUGGCAUCGGUAUCCAAGGGCUGGCAGAGGGGGUCAAGGCGUGAGCCUCAGCUGCAGUGACCUGGCUUCACGGUGGCCCGUGAGCCAGGGGCCAAGUGGUCAGGCCACUUCGUCCUGAGGCUUUGCUGUCACUGCCCUAGUGUCCAUCUUGGGGAAUCUUUUGGGUCAGCGUUUUAUAACAACAGUCCAAAGCAGGAAGGUAAAUUGCUUGUUAGGAGGAGGGAAUCUUCUUACCUGUGGGAACCCUGCUCAUCCAUGGAGGGUCCCAGUGCUGAAGGAAGACCUUCAUCUUACGCUAAAUCUGAAAUGGUACUGAUGCAAUGUUCUGCUUUUCUAUGGGUGUUUAUUUUAUAAAAUUUUACAUUCUAAAUUUUUGCUAAAGAUGUAUUUUGAUUAUUGAAAAUUUCUAUUUAAACUGUAAAUAAGUUGUCAUACAAUGUUAAAUAACCUCUUUUUUUUAAAAGUUCAACUUAAGGCAGGAGCCCAAGCUGCUCCUGUUCAAUUGGAAACACCACUGUUUCUUGUGCUUAGGAAACCUUUAAGAAAAUUCCAGUUGAGUAUUGUCUUGGUCUGUUGGCAUCUCUCCAGAAGGGACAUGAGGGGCUCUCGGGUUAGCGUCAAGCUGCCUCUUCCUCGGGCUACUCAGACCACCUCUGCCCCAGACCCACAUACGCAGUGUGCAGACCGUGCUGGUUGGUGCCCGGGGUCGGGCCGCACACCUGCUCGGAGUGGCGUUGGCUCCUGACUCCAGGCCAGCCCGCCCGCCCGCCCUCGUCCGACGCCCCGACGCUGACCGUGCGUGGAUCAGCCCUACCUAAGGGUGCCAUUCACGUACCACGUGGGUCAACCCAGGACGGCGGCAAGGGCGGGGUCCUCAGUGUGGCACCCCAGCCUAGCUUCCCUGGGACAGAGGUUUUUGGCUGAAGAUGGCUCAGGAAACAGCAGCCCUGCUGUCUUAAAUUCAUUUUACUUACUUACUUGUGUAGUUCAUACGACGGUCCAGGGCCAAAGGCACUUUUGAAAUCAAAUCUGUUACCUACAUUUAUAUUUUUUUAAAGACAAUGAACCCCACUGUCCCUCUCUGCCAUAAAGACAGCGCAGGUUCUGUCUCGCCUCACAGGAAGCUGUUCUGCAGGGCCGCAAGGCCAGCCUCUGAAGAACAGCAGGAAGGGCGGCCGGGCGACGGCCCGACUGACGAUGGGCAAAGUGUGUGCCUGAGUCAAAGGCAACUUCCUGAUCGUGCCCCACAUGCUGCCUGCUUUGUGGGGGCGUCAGGAACAGCACCCUUUGUUCUCAGCCUCAGACACGCUGCUGUGUUAACUCAGCGUGAAGCCCUUGGGAGCAAGGAGCUUCUCAGAAGGAUGCCUCCGACUCUGUGUUACAGGAUGGUUUUUAUGUAGAACAGAGUCGUCUUGGGAUGAAACUUUCAGCGUCUUCUUACUUGAAUACUCGAGACUUCCGUUGCCCUUUCUUUUCUGAGUCGUGUGAACGCUCUGUCGUGGAGUAUUUAUUUGCAGCAGCAGAGGGCAGCACCUCGUCACGCUGGGGUGCCUGACUUCUUCCGUCUGGGUCUUGAGAGCGUAGACCUAAGACCGUCCCUUCAUCCUCAGCUCCUCUGGGUGGAGAAGGGUAGGGCCCUUCCGCCUGUGGGGGCAGCUCCAGCCUCCUCCUCGGCUGUCAUAGUGAUGGGGUAGUCUUCUUGCACCCUAAAACCUCCGCCCCGCUGCCACGUGACCUGGCUCUGACGGAGGAGAGAGGAGUGAGUGUGGGGUCUGGGAGGUUGCUGCCCGUCGCUGUAAAAACGCAGACAGAAAAGGAGCAUCGAGUGAUUUUAAGAUGUAAACGUUGCUGGAGACGCGAGGCCACGUGGGCUGCCGGGGCCUUUGUGUGGCUGCAGCUGUACACAGUGCCACAGACCUGUGCUACUAACAAACACACCUGUGAGUUGGUAUUUCUUAAACCUCAUUUAUAAAAGCUUCUAAAAAAAUAAAAAGCAGCUCAGCCUCUUC